Molecule: messenger RNA, 3492 nt
Organism: Bolinopsis microptera
Lineage: Eukaryota; Metazoa; Ctenophora; Tentaculata; Lobata; Bolinopsidae
Exons: 4
Coding region: 1-3492 (1163 amino acids)
Biological process (GO): double-strand break repair via nonhomologous end joining; telomere maintenance; interstrand cross-link repair
Molecular function (GO): damaged DNA binding; 5'-3' DNA exonuclease activity
Source: RefSeq, a predicted model, not a curated record
AUGGAUCGGAAGAAGAUGAAGGUCCGUACAGAUUACAUAUUCCGAGGAUUUAUCAAAGAUUUUGGUGACAAACCAGAAGGAAUACACGUGGACUGGUUCGAUUUCACAUCUGUAAAGAAUCUGUACUUUCUCUCUCACGCUCAUUCCGAUCAUUUUACCUUCGAACAUUCUUCUAAUUACAUUGGGUUAUUAACCAAAAAAUUUAUCGAGCAACUUAAGAAAAAAUCUCACAUCAAGAUUUAUUGUACCACUACUACUUGGGAAAUCAUCAUAAGACUUCCUAAAGCUAAGGCUGUGGUGGAGGAACUUGACAAGCUUAAAGAAAAGAACUUUGUCCUUGUGGAGCCAGAUAUUGAAAAUCCAAUAACGAUAGAGCUACUUAACAAGAAAGGAACCAAAACUGGACAAACGAUUGAUGUGACCGUAAUCCCUGCUAACCACAUCCCCGGAGCUGUAAUGUUUCUGUUUGAAGAUCUUAAAAAUAAGAAAAGAGCGCUCUAUACUGGGGACUUCAGAUACGAUGUCAGGGAAAAUAACAUUGAGAUGAGAGAUUUGGAAAAAUUUGUUAAAAAUCUUAAAGCUAAUGCUCGGAUUAUCGACUACCUGUAUGUUGAUAUCACAUACUUAGACAUAGGUAGGUUAUAUCAUCCGGAUCAGAACAAACUACCAACCAGACAGGAGAGCAAAGAUGCAGUUUUUGAUCUUAUCAGGCGUCAGAAUCCAAAAAGUGUACACAUAGACGCAGAGUUACUAGGAGCAGAAGAUAUGGUAAAAGCUGUCGCGGAAUCCUUCAAUAACACAGCUGAUGAUAUUAUAUCUAGACUAGAUAAAGACUGUUCAAGAAGGCAACUGUAUGAGUACACUCUGCAAGGCAUAAACAUUCCCUGUGUGGGAACUACUAUUGAAACUGACGUUCACAUUUAUGAUAAUGCAAUUUUUGACGAUGAAUCCCCAGCUUGCGGAAAAAUGAACGAAAAAUUUCAGGUGACCGUCAAUAACUUCAACAACUGUGAAGAGAUCAGGUUCCAGAUUCCAUAUUACACCGGAUCAAAUGAUCCCGUAGAAGCCGAAAAUCGCAUCAUUAUCGAGACCUUAAAGAACUUACAAAGAAACCGUGACAAAUUUUUGUUAGCUAAAGACUGGCCUAUGCCUUAUGAGUUCAGUGAACGGAAGAGGGAGUAUGAACAGGAUCAUCAGAAAGAGCCAGCAAGUCAAGAAGUAGGGAUGGUGGAUACUGAGGAGAUAGGCGAGAUGGGCGAGACAGAGCCCAUGUUUCAAGGCCUGAUCGAAGGUUUUAAAGAAAAGGAGGAUGCUCCUGGUGGAAUGGCAGUUGAUUGGUUUGAAGGCAAAAUGAAGAAUCUAUAUUUCAUUUCCCAUGCCCAUGCGGACCAUAUCAAAGGAUUAUUUAGUCAUGAAAAUGAGUUUUACAAACAACUAAAGUUGAGACCCUAUGCCAGGAUUUACUGCACCAAGGUCACUAAGGAAAUUAUCUCAAGACUUCCAAUUGCGAAAGACAACCCCGAUGUGAUGAACGAACUUGAGAAACACUUGUCUAUCUUGGAACCCAAUAAAACGAAAAAAAUAUACUUUUAUUUGCUUGAGAAACUAACCCAAAAGUGGAUACAAGUCCGAACAGUCACAGCCAACCAUAUUCCUGGAGCUGUAAUGUUCCUGUUCGAGGAUGGUAAGAAACGAACUCUUUAUACUGGGGACUUCAGAUACGAUACCAGGGAAAAGAAUAAUGAAAUGCAAGCUUUGAAAGAAUUUGUUGAGAAUUAUGAUGAGGUUAUCGAUUAUUUGUAUGUUGACAUCACAUGCUUAGAUCUAGGGAGAUUGUAUCACCCCGAUCAAAAUGUGCUGCCGAGCCGGCUGGAAAUUACAGACACAAUCUGUCGACUUAUUAAAGACAAGAAGCCACGCGAUGUUCACAUCGAUGCAACGCCGCUCGGCGCUGAAGGCAUGAUAAAAGAAGUAGCGAAGAUCUUGAAUAGUCCGAGAGACUCAAUUAUAGAUAAACCAGCAAUUAAUGACAGUAAAAGGAAGGAGCUCUACAGAUAUAUGCUAAAUGAUCUUUCGAACACGUAUUCAGACACCAGUGAAAUUGGUCUUCAUAUUUUUGAUAAAAGAACCCCCAAAUAUAAAUGCGUUUUGUGUGACGAACAUACACUAAGAAUUCGAGCUACAUUAAAGUGGAUUGUUAAACAACCCACAGGAAAGUAUUCCCACAGCGAUCGCACGACUUGGAUUAACGAGCGUGAUCACAAAAACGGAGAUUAUUGGCAGGUUGUGAAUUCACACCACUCCUCUGAUCAUGAGCUGAGAGAAUUCAUUUCUCACCUUCAAUUCAAGAAAGUGUUUCCGAUAAGCGAGCCCUUGUCUCGCCAAUAUUUUAAAGGAAUCUAUUACAAAGAUGUGACUGGCCCAGAAACCAACUCAGAAAAGAAACAUCGCCAAAAACCGGUCCCCAAACAUUACAAAAAACCGGUCCCCAAACAUCGCCAUAUCGAGAAAUCUCUUUAUUUUUCUCUCGAAUCCGCAUCAAUGAAAUACAAUUACGUACCAGUAAACGUUCUCUGGCUAACAGAAAACAGUGAUCCAGAUUAUGGAAUAUAUAUGCCGGAUGAUAAAUUUCACGUAACCAAGAGGUACUUCAGGGACUAUGAUGACAUCUUAUCAGAAGUGAAGAAAUACAGCCAACCAAUCGACUUCCUGAUCAUUCCAUGUACAAUGGAGUUACAAAAGUCACUUGCACUUACAAAACUGUAUUACGAUCUCUCUCGAUUCAUAGACAACUUGAAAGAGGCAAUAGUGACUAAAAACAAGAAAUUCGAUGAAGCAAUAAGUACGGUGCUAUUUUACUCCAACAUAAACGACAUGAAUGAUAAAUGGAAUUGGAAACAAAUCAUCAACAGUAGUUGCUUGUACAGGGACAAACUAAUUCCCAGAGUAUUCUAUGUAGACCUAACUAAUGUACCAGAGUACACAGAAUCAAACAGUCGGUUGGUUCUUGAAACUCUCAUCAUUUUUAAGACGUUAAAGAACUUAAUCAGGAAUGAAGACAAGCAAGUGUUUGUUAGUGACUGGCCGAUGCCUUAUGAGUUCAGUGAACGGAAGAGGGAAUAUGAUCAAGAAAAUCAGGAUAGAGCCAGAGAGCCAGCAAGUCAAGAAGUAGAGAUGGUGGAUACUGAGGAGGUGAACAACAACAUAGGUGAAGCUGAGGAGACUGCUAAUGAGACGUUGACGACGGCCUUGGAUCUUUCAGAGACAGAAACCACGCAGAAUCCUUCCUUACAUUCCUUAACUCCCUUACUGAAGACCUCAACUUUACCCAAGAACAUCCCUCUACAGACGGAACUAUACCCUUCCUUGACGUUCUCAUCCACCCUGACAAAUCCACAUCAGUCUACAGAAAACCCACCCACACCAACCUCUACACCAAGUACUCCUCCUGCACCACCAACUCAUCUAAGAACGCAGUCAUCCGAUCACUGA